UGGGCGUGGCCGCAGAGCCGGGCCCUCAGAUCGAGGCAGCCUCCCCCUCUCAGCCGGCAGCACAUUCCGCCGCCGUUGCCGCCGCCACCGGCCCCGCGGUCGUCUUCGCCGGAGCUGCUGUGGUGCCGGGGCUCGGGACAGGAGGGGGCGGCCGGCCGGGGAGUGGAGGCCGCGGAGGCCGGGCGAGAGGAAGGGAGCGGACGGACGGACGGGCGGGCGGCGCAGGCGGCGGCCGGCUUCCUGGGAGCGUCGGUGCGGCGCGGUGGUUGGGGCGGAUCCCGCGGGGCCCGGGCGGGGAGGGGGGGGAGAGUCGCCGACCCGGCCAUGGCGGACAACGAGAAAUUGGACAACCAACGGCUCAAGAAUUUCAAGAACAAAGGCCGCGACUUAGAGACUAUGAGAAGACAACGAAAUGAAGUUGUAGUUGAAUUAAGGAAGAAUAAAAGAGAUGAACAUCUCUUAAAGAGAAGAAAUGUGCCGCAUGAAGAUAUCUGUGAAGACUCUGAUAUAGAUGGUGAUUUUAGAGUACAAAAUACCUCUCUAGAAGCUAUUGUUCAAAAUGCUUCAAGUGAUAACCAAGGAAUUCAAUUAAGUGCAGUACAAGCUGCUAGGAAACUUUUGUCCAGUGAUCGAAAUCCACCAAUUGAUGACUUAAUAAAAUCUGGAAUAUUGCCUAUUUUAGUUCAUUGUCUUGAAAGAGAUGACAAUCCUUCUUUACAGUUUGAAGCUGCAUGGGCUUUGACAAACAUUGCAUCUGGAACAUCUGAACAGACACAAGCUGUGGUUCAAUCCAAUGCUGUGCCACUUUUCCUAAGGCUGCUGCAUUCACCACAUCAGAAUGUCUGUGAGCAGGCAGUGUGGGCACUGGGAAAUAUUAUAGGUGAUGGACCUCAGUGUAGAGAUUAUGUGAUAAGCCUUGGAGUUGUAAAACCUCUGCUUUCAUUCAUAAGUCCGUCUAUUCCUAUAACAUUCUUAAGAAAUGUUACCUGGGUUAUGGUCAAUUUAUGUCGCCACAAAGACCCACCGCCACCAAUGGAAACAAUUCAGGAGAUUCUUCCAGCUCUUUGUGUAUUAAUUCAUCACACAGAUGUUAAUAUAUUGGUAGAUACUGUCUGGGCCCUCUCCUACCUUACGGAUGCUGGCAAUGAACAGAUACAGAUGGUAAUAGACUCCGGAAUAGUUCCUCAUUUGGUUCCUCUACUCAGCCACCAGGAAGUUAAAGUUCAAACUGCUGCACUUCGAGCUGUGGGCAACAUCGUCACUGGGACUGAUGAGCAGACACAAGUAGUUUUAAACUGUGAUGCUCUUUCACACUUCCCAGCACUUCUCACUCAUCCCAAAGAGAAAAUUAAUAAAGAAGCAGUGUGGUUCCUGUCUAACAUCACUGCAGGAAAUCAGCAGCAGGUUCAGGCAGUAAUUGAUGCCAAUCUUGUACCAAUGAUAAUACAUCUUUUGGAUAAGGGAGAUUUUGGCACCCAGAAAGAAGCUGCUUGGGCCAUAAGUAACUUAACAAUUAGUGGGAGGAAGGACCAAGUGGCCUACCUUAUCCAACAAAAUGUUAUUCCACCUUUCUGCAAUUUGCUGACUGUAAAAGAUGCACAAGUUGUGCAAGUAGUGCUUGAUGGACUAAGUAAUAUAUUAAAAAUGGCUGAAGAUGAGGCGGAAACCAUAGCCAAUCUCAUAGAGGAGUGUGGUGGACUGGAGAAAAUUGAACAACUUCAGAAUCAUGAAAAUGAAGACAUCUACAAAUUGGCCUAUGAGAUCAUUGACCAGUUCUUCUCUUCAGACGAUAUUGAUGAAGAUCCUAGCCUUGUUCCAGAGGCAGUUCAAGGUGGAACAUUUGGUUUCAAUUCAUCUGCCAAUGUACCAACUGAGGGGUUCCAGUUUUAGAAAGAUAUUGUGGAAGCUAGGUACAAUGCAGCACUGAGACAUAUAUAUAUAUACACAUAUAUAUAAAAAGGUUUGAUCCAUCAAGCUUGGCUCAUGGGAUCUGCUGCUGCAUUAAAUCGGGAGAGAAAAUGUGAAGAUUUCAUUUGGAAUCGCAGAAUAUGCCCAAGUGAGGUCAAGGUGGCGAGUGGGUGCGAGUGAGAAUGAGUGGCAAUGUAAGGAAAGUUGACGUGAGUGCUUAUUUAGGGUGAAAGUAAAGGGGCUGCAGGUCACAGGUAUUGGUGCCUGAGAAGGAGCAUUGACUCCCUCUGUCAGUGGAGGGAAGUGAAGUGCUGUCGUCAUCAAGCCUUGUAAGCAUGAAAGCGAUGCCCAUGGAAGUCAAGGGAAAUGAGCCCAGGCUUGCUGAGAAGCAGUGUGAGUGGACAGUGGUGAGUGAGUGUCUGGCUCUGUGGUAGAGAGCCAGGUUCAUCUUUCCAAUCUAGGGCUCUUCACGCAUGCCGUGGACUCCUAGUCCUGGAGUGACUGUGUAGAGAGUGUGGUUGUGGUGCUGUAUGUGGACGCAUGCAAGCUUGAUUCGCCUUCAGGGGGCUGAUAACAAACCUAGUAGAUCAUCAAAGUGAGAUCACAAGUGUUAAUGUACACUGGACAUGAAAACAAAGACCGGUUUAGCAGCAGACAUUGGUUUACUCUGCAGCCUGUGUUUUCUAUUCUCCCUCUACCUUCCCCCUCUCCCCCUUCUUUUUUAAUUUAGUUUUUAUUUACCUAGUAUGGCUUUUUUAGUUGCUUCUCAAGUCAGAAAACUUCAGGAAGGUUUCCCUGUGCAUUUGCACCAGAUGAGUGUUUGAUGCUAUGAAAAGCUUUCCAUAUCAUCAAAGCUAAUUUGUGUAGAUUUUUGCAUGAAAAAAAAUCAUAAAUUUCCCUCACAGUAGACUGUGUUGCAGUACACAAGUUGCCAUAAUAGUAUAAAAUGUGCUUUAAAAGCCAUUCUUUUCAUUUUCAGAGAUGACAUAAAGAUCUUUGCAUGAGGUAAAUCUACAGCAUAGUUCAUUUUUAGAUUUUGUUGAGUCCUGUAAAGAAGAGAAGUUUCAGUUGUGAUAGAAUACCGUGCUGUGUUGAAAUGUUAACUUGUUUUCAGACUUUGUUUUCUAUGAAAAUGAUAUGGAAGCUUCUGAAAUGGAAUUUGGUGCAUAUGUACUGCUGAAUAAAGACCGAUGAAGGGGUUUGAGUAGAUGUACAAAUCAAGUAAUGGUUUGAACACCUUCAAUAAUAUGCCUAAUCUGUUGAAUUGUUUUAGAAUCUUUUUAUCUUAGAUGUAGGCAGCCAUGAACAAUCUAUUUUGAGCCACUUUAGGGAGAAAACUUUGUAUUUUUAAAACUUGCAUAAAAGUUAUGCAAGUGGUUUUUAUAAAUUGGAAUAAUACCUCAGUUGUGAGGUUACGCACACUAAAUUAAAUAUGUCAUAAAUUAAUUUGUACAAAAGGAACUCUUUAUAAGGUGGCUCAUUGUAGGAACUCCUGUGCCUUCCCCUUGAGCACAAGUGUUGCAUGAACAACAGUUUGCUAUAGGAAACACACCAGGUUAGCCACCAUUAGCAUCUCUAUCUACUUUGUGUUUAAAAAUCAACUGCUAAUUCUGAAACACUGUAGAAUGGAUAAAAAUUAUUUUGUGAUCAUAACUCUUUGUUGAACUAGAGUAUUUUUGCAGCAUUCCUUGUCAUCAAAAACAUGGUUAAAGUUUAAAACUAGAAGCAGCAGAAAACUAGCUUGUAAAAUUUAUCCAAGUAGAAUACAGGCUAGGCUGUCUUGGGGAAAUAAACAUUAAAACUUAAAGCAAUGUUUUACAUGGGGUGUAUGUGUGAUGUGUGGAUUUCUUUUUCUAUCUAAUAUUAAGUUAGAGCAUACCUCAGUGGCUUCUGUUAGCUUCUUGUCUGUCUUAAGCCUUUUUCUAGAACCAGCAUAAGACAUCAUAAAAGCUGUAACUUGGUUCUGGGCAUGUUAGUAUUGCAUUUGUGCAGUUGACACCAUCUACACUUGCACCUUCUCCCAGUUGACACCAAGGUUUUGACGUUUCUUCACUUUCCCAAGUCGGUAGGAUUAAGAAACAGCUUGAGCUAUAUUUUAAAUACUGUCGUAGCCAACAUGUAGCUCCAAAUGAUAGAUUGCAUACAAGGCCUAUUUAUUGCAGAAAGUGUGGAUUCUGGGAAGGUGAGCAUAUACUCCCUUAUAUGAUUACUAUUUUUUAAUUAAACAGUAAUCAGUGAGCUUGUAAUAGGUACCUCUAUAUAAAGAAUUCUGGCAGGUAGCUUAGCAUGAUGUCAUAUGCCUGUGAUCCUAGCUCUCAGAAAGCUGAGGCAGGAGAGUCACCUCAUUCAAAUACAGCCUUGGUUAUAUUGUCAUGAGACCCUGCUUCAGGAAUUAAAACAAAUGUGUGGGAACAAUAUUCACAUCUUUAAGGGCUACCUGAAUGUCUAAAUACUUGUUUCUAACUAUGAUCACUAUGGGACAUUGAUUUUUUUUUCUAUAAUUCUAAGGUGUGCUUUUCUAUAUCUAAAAUGUGUCCCAAAUAACACAACUUUUUUAAAAUUCUUCAGUGACCUAGGAAACUGAAUUUUAACAAAAACCAUUAUAUCUGAUAAGGGGGAAAUAGGGUAAUAAGUCUAAUAAGCUAACUGUUAUUAUAUUUCAUGUUCUUAAACUGCCAUGUUUAACACCAAGCCCUUCUCAAGUGCUUCAAAAAUAAAAAUACUGUGUUAAGAUGUGUGAGUAGACCUUGUCUAGAAUAUACUGUUCAUAGUGGACCAUGGUGGUGCAUGCCGCUAAUCCAGCAGAGGCAGGUGGAGGAUCUCUAGAGGCCAGCCUGGUGUAAAGAAUGAGUUCAAGAUAGUCAGGACUACACAGAGAAAUCCUGCCUCAAUUUCAUUUAUGUUUCAUUUUGUAAUUUUGAAAGGCAUCAGUAGCCAUGUGGUAUGGUGGAACUGGUAUUUUCCACAUUGUGCUAGGCCAAAUUUAAAGCAUUUCUAUAUGUGGAACUAUCUGCACAUCAUUAAAAUGUACCUGGGAGGGUCUAGUUAGGUUUACCUUGACUAUACUUCAUAGGAUGAAGGUGCGUUUGUUGUAACAUCAGUAUAACUUACAGAACACUUUUCCAAUUCUGUUGUUCAGCUUCAACAAAAAGUUAGAAAUAAAUGAAGUUUUGUCUUUUAAGACUAAUAACUAAUUACCUCACGUUUGUUGCCCUAGAACAUGACAUGUGUUUGUUGUUUCACAGUUUCUGUAAGUCAGGAAUCUAGUUAAAGUUUGACUAGAUCCUCUACUCAGGGCCUUACAAGGCUACCGUUUUAUCUGAAGUGGAGGCUCUUGCUCUCUGCGCUUGUGCAACACAAUCCUUUCCUGGCCACUUGUUUCUUCAAGACUACCAGGAAACAUUGGGAUCUCAGGGGAGGCCGGUGCCCUCUUUUAAAGGGCUGGCUUGGUGAGGUUAGGUCCCUCAUACCCCAGGUUAAGUUCCCUUUGAUUAAACUUCAAGCUAAAUAGGUACACUUAUUACAGUUGCAAAAUCCUUUUCCAUUUGGUGCACUCUGGUCCAUUCCAGAAGGAGUCGUCUGUUAGAUUGGCAGGUCCUGUCCUCUGUGUGUACAUAUGCCAGAUAGUGUUGGGGGCCGUUGUACUUUGUACACGUCACGAAACUACCAAAUACCAGAAUUGGGAUAAUUUAAAAAUGAUUACUCCCACACAGUAUAAGCUAAGGUUCUCAUUAAGAUUACCUGUAAGAACCCAUCAAAACUUCUAGUUUAGUUUACCCUCAAAGUACAUAUACAUGCAGUUUACAUGUAGUGGUGUUGAAAUUAGGAGUUCCUAAAUUACAGAAUAAAUUGAUCUGUCCUAACCCUCUUAGACUUAGAGUUAUGAAAAGAGGAUUAGUCCAAAGUUACAUGUUAAGGACUAAGUUAAGGCCUAGACUUUUACUUCCACUGUCAUGUAAUGUUUUCAGUUAUUUAAAUUUGUAAACCACUGCAAGAAAAAAAGUUUAUGCAAAUAAGCACUCAUCUUUAAUCAAACCUUUUUAAUGUGUAAAAUUUAUUUUUAAAUUAUUGCUAUAUUAGAAUCCUAAAUAUCUGCGUGCUCUUACACCUUUUUUACUUGGUUUCUUAUUGGCAAGAUUUAUUAUAUGUCACCCAAUAAUUUAAUAUUAGAAAAUCCAGGUAGCUAUUCAGUAUCCAAAUACUUUACUAGCAAAUCCAUGCCUAAAAAUUUGAACACUUUAAUGUUAAGCUUCUUAAAUGACCCAUUACUAAAAUAUGUUCUUUUUAGGGCUGAGGAUACAGUUCAGUUUUAUGACACUUGCCUGGAAUGUGAGGAGCCUUGGAUAUUAUCCUAGCACUGCAAAUAUAUGUACGAGAGAAAGGCUGUGUGUGGGUGUGUGUUUACAUGAGUAGUCAUGUGUGCUUUAUUUAAAAUACAUAGGUAAAUGUUGCACAGGUGUCUAGAUCACAGUGCACAUUGGAGGCAAUGAUGCAACCUUUUUUAAAAACGAGUUCUUACUAUGUUGCUGAGCCGAGUCUCUGUCUCCUUUCUCCGCUCAUAACCAUCUUCAUGCCUCAGCCUUCAUGGAAGAUGAGCUCACAGGCACAUGCCACUGCGUUUCCUGUGUAGUGCACAUUAACUCAUUAGUAAAGAAUGCUGUAGCUGUGCCGUGAUGGCGCACCCCUUUAAUCCCAGCACUCGAGAGGCAGGGGAAGAGUUCGAGGCCAGCCUGGUCUACAGAGGGAGUUCCAGGAUAGGUUCCAAAGCUACAGAGAAACCCUGUCUCGAAAAACCAAAAAAAGGGGGGUGGGGGGAAGAAUGCUGUAUAACCGAGCACUGUGAUCAGAAGUAGUUGUCUACUGAACUUUUUUUUUAUUAUUAUUAAAUAUUGCAUUAGUCAUGGAAAAAAUAGAAUUAACAGGUUUUCCCCUGGAGACUUAACCUAGAAAUUUCAUUAAACUUGAAUAGUUAUAAAAAAACAGGGCCUUUGAAAUAACAGAAAUUUUGCUCCCGAUGUCUGUAUCAAGUUGCCUUUUUUUUUCCUGGCAUAAUAGCUUCUGCUUUGCGAGACCAACUAAGUAUACAGGAAAGUGCCUCCCACCACGGGGCUGCAGCAGUCCCUUGUUGCUGGUUCUCUCUGCUCUGUUUCUUGCCUUUUCUCCACAGCUUUCAUCUCCCUUAUAUCUGAAAGUAUGCUGCCCACCCCAAGUUACUUAGCUUUUUCAAACUCUUGGUUCUUCUGCUUGUAAUUUUUGUGAAGCAAUUUUGGGCCUGGUAAUAUGGCUCACAGGGUAAAGGUACUUAACUCCAAGCCUGAUGACCUGAAUUUGAUCUCUGAAACUCACUUGGUGGAAGGAGAAAACUGACUCAAAAGUUGGCCUCUGACCUCCAUGUAUGUACCCACACACACUCAAAAAAAAAAAAAAAACUUAAAGCCUGUGUCUUUAUUUUCCCUAACUGUGUUUGACUUCUGAUCUGGAUAGCUGUGUUAGUCUGGUUUUUAUUUUCUCUUAAUAAUUGAAUACGUCGGGCUGGGUAAGUUUUAAAGACAUUCACUUCACCUUGGGUCCAAGGGGCUGCAUCUAGUGUUUGCUGUCCUCUGGCAAUCACAUGACAAGAAGUAGGGUGCUUAUAUGAAUAUAUAUAUGUCCUUUUGCUGGUUAUCUUCUUGGCCCACAAAUAUGUCAUCUGGAGGCUCUAAUGACCUUGUCUAAUCUUACCACGUACCAAAUGCCCCACGGAUAAAUACCACUGGAUUAAGUUGUCACCUCUGAAUGGGAAAAAGACUUAGGACACAAACAUUAUCUGUAACUAAUGAACUCUUUGACUAUACUUGCUAAUUUUACCCAAAGAUUCCUCCAAGCUGCUUUUACUUCUAAUUUGAAAAAGCUGUUAAGAAUAUCUAAUAAUCUCUAUGAUUUUAUCGUGGAAUCAGCCUGUAGUGAUUUGCCUUCCAGAUAGUUUCCUCAGUGCCUCUCCAUCCUGCUGAGCCCUUUCUCAUUAGUAUACAGCUGACAUUUUAUUGUGUGUUUGCUUGGGUGUAUGUGUGUUGAGCAUGCUGAGCUACAUCCCAAGCCUGCCUUUUUACUGUUUGGGGAUAGAGUAACACUAUUUAACUCUCCAACUUGACUACAAAGAGUCUUUUUCCAAAGAAUAAUGGAAAGUUUCCAUAAUUUAACUCACAGUCAAUGGGGAUGUACUGGAUGUACUAGGUAACAUCUCUUACAGUGUUAAGGGUUUUGCCUCUGUUCAGUUCUAUAUGAAACAUAGCCAUCAGGUUAUUCUGAAUAGCUUCUACCUCUAGCUGUUUCCUUUUUGAUUUGCCAAUGUACUUCCUUCAUAAACAGAUGAAGUCUUCAACAAAUCCAGUAACUUCCAGUAUUGGAGCUACGCCACCCAUGUAACUCUGCCACAUCUGUGUUUUCAUAACUGGCCUACUGGUCUUUGACAUGGUGGCAUCUCUAGCCAUCUUAAACAUUUAACCUGAAGCAUUAUAUAUGUAAUAGAGCUGAUGUAGAAAAGCUUUUGUAUUCUCCUUUGAACCAGUUUAGGAUUGUCAUCUACAUGGUAGCUUUGUUGUCAUCCAGCUCCACUGUGGUUAGAGGUGCUAAGAGUCCUGCAAACUGUCUCCCCAUUACCACUACCCCUGUAGUCCUUAUGCCCCAGGUACAGGGAGGAAGGGAGAACUUACCUCAUUUGUAUCCUGGGCUUUUUAACUUCACUUUUGUCCCUUGCCUAUUUUAAAUCUGUCCUUGAGGAAGUCAGGAAUAUAGCCAAGGCUAUCUACCAUCCUUGCCAUCCCACAUUAACUCAUUUUGCAAUAUGUGUUUUAUGUUGAUGGUGAAUUUUCAGUCUGUAGUGUCUGUUCACCCAUUGCUUUCACACCUGCGUUUCUCGUCUUUCUCCCGCUAGAUUGUAAGCUCCUUAAGGGCAAGGUCAGCAUAUCAGCAAAGCUAUGUAAACACCAUGAACGUGCCGUGCCGGGAAUUCUAUGGGCACUCAAUAAAAGUGUGUGAUAA
This is a messenger RNA of Microtus oregoni (creeping vole), 8928 nucleotides long. It is a transcript of the gene Kpna4, whose product is annotated as karyopherin subunit alpha 4. The record is from RefSeq and is a predicted model, not a curated record. Gene Ontology annotation, biological process: NLS-bearing protein import into nucleus. Gene Ontology annotation, cellular component: nucleus; nucleoplasm; cytoplasm. The coding region runs from base 325 to 1890 and encodes 521 amino acids. Gene Ontology annotation, molecular function: protein binding; nuclear import signal receptor activity. Lineage: Eukaryota; Metazoa; Chordata; Mammalia; Rodentia; Cricetidae. The transcript is spliced from 17 exons.